Trichoderma harzianum CBS 226.95 is the source of this 1051-nucleotide messenger RNA. RefSeq lists its product as hypothetical. The transcript is spliced from 2 exons. NCBI's taxonomy places the organism in Eukaryota, Fungi, Ascomycota, Sordariomycetes, Hypocreales, Hypocreaceae. The record is from RefSeq and is a predicted model, not a curated record. The coding region runs from base 140 to 820 and encodes 226 amino acids.
CCAACAUAUCAGCCCGCGCAUGCAUAACCCGCCGCCGUGACUGGACAGCGGCCCCCACCAAUUGCUAAGGCUCUAGCCAUCAAACAUUGACCCUGGUCACUCACUGCAGUGCGAAGAGACCGCCACUGCAGACGCAGCCAUGCAGGAACCAAUGCGGCCACUGGAACCCGCUGGAGCCCGUUGUAUGCAGGUACCGUCCACAGCUUCCAGGGCUCUUUCCGCCUUGGAUCAUGGCCGGGGGGUAGGGCCUUCCCCGACAGGUAGUCGGUGCUGUACGAGUAGCUGCCACAUCACCCGCGCGCGGGACUCUGCUGCAGUCCGCAGUACAGAGUACAUAUGCCAGUCCAGGUCUCUCCACCCGCCAGUCAGUCAACAUGGUCAGCUCAUCGCCUUGCCGUUCACAGCACAAGAGGCGCCGCCGUUACAGCCAAGCGUCGCUGCCGCCUCCGCAAACUUGAGCUCCAGAGCUAAUAGCCUAAUUGCUGUAGUGCUUCGGGUAGGCAAGAUGAUUUCACAAGUACCUGUACGAGCACCAACGCGUGUUCAUUCGCAAAAGGCCCACCGAUCCUCAAUCCGCCGUUCUGCACGGCCACCGACUCUUCGAUGUCUUUGUCGUCCCCCCCCCGGCCGGGUUGAAUCUCAGAGAUGCAGCACUCGUACGGAGUGCUUACCGCUGCACUCAAUUGAACGGCCCUUGAGCCGAGCGGCCAUCGACACCGCCAGUAGCCAGGAUGGCGGUGAUUUGACAGGUUGCGCGGGAAAAGGCUUUUUUUGCCUCCUCGCCAAAAAUUCGCGGAACCGGCAGCCGUCCACCGCCUGAGAAAAAAGAUUUCGGCACCACCCUUGCUAGGCGAAUGUCUCUGGCAUCUGCAAACGAUAGAUCGCACUACUGGCACACGGCCUCAGAUGAAGGGCCAGGGUCCCGGCGUAACUGUUGCGAGUCCUGCUGGCAGACCGUCUUCUUGACUCGAACAAUUGACCCUGGCGACCUGUGGCACUGGUCACUGGUUUUCGGAUGGAUGCGACAGCGUGCCCCGGACUCGAGCGAGAG